ACUUCAGUCAAGACUGCAUGAUAUUUUGGGGGGGAAGAAGAGUUUAGAGGGGAGAAAUGAAAAAGCACAGAAACCCCUGUGCAUGAAAGACAACACAGGCUAUAGGCAAGGACUUUUCUCUCUCAUCUCUGUGCCUACAGUGUGGGGAUUCUAUUUCUUUUAAAAGACUCUCCUUCAAUGUGUCUAGAACUUCUGGGGAUUGGAGUCGGCAUGAAUUUUGGAGUGCUCUUCCUGUCUCUCUGGUACCUGCCACUCAUCAGCACUAAGGGAGACCCCAUCCCUGAAGAGAUUUAUGAAAUGUUGAGUGACAGCUCGGUGCGCUCCAUCACCGACCUCCGGCGGAUCCUGCGGAUAGACUCCGUAGAAGAAGAUGACUCCAAUUUCUAUCUGAACUCCACCAGAAUACGUCCUGGUCGAAAUCAUGUUCCUUUUUUCCGAGGAAGACGAAGUCUGGGUGGUGAGGAAUCAGUUGAGCCGGCAGUAAUCGCUGAGUGUAAGACACGGACAGAAGUCUUUGAAAUCUCCAGGAAUAUGGUAGAUCCCACAAACGCCAACUUCAUAGUGUGGCCACCGUGUGUGGAGGUGCAGCGGUGCACCGGCUGCUGCAACACCCGAAACAUGCACUGCCUUCCUACUCGGGUUCGUGUGCGUCACAUCCAGGUAAAUAAGAUUGGAAUUGUCCAAAAAAAACCAACCUUUAAUAAAGCCAUUGUGGCCUUGGAGGACCACCUGGAGUGUCGAUGUGAGGCAGUAUCAACCCGACCUCUGAGCCGGGCACAUUCACACGAGCACAGAGCAAGUGGGCCACGACUGAGCACUGUCGGUCCUGUUCCAGCAAGGGCACGAGCGCACCGGUUGAUGCCACAAAAGAGGAAGCAUCGGAAGUUCAAGCAUGUACAUGAUAAGAAGGCGCUGAAAGAUAUCUUCCCAGCAUAGAGAUGCUGGCAGUCAAAAGUGCAAAUGUCAGGUUUAUUAUUUAAUAUAUUUGCUGUAUUGCCCCCAUGGGGUCCUCAGAAUUUUUCUCUCCGUCCAUCUGCCUCAUCACUUGUUCUGGACGGCAAAUGGUGCUUUCCAAUCCCUCACGCACUGGACGUUCUCCCACCAAAGUUUACCCUUCAGGUUCUUACUCUUCAAUUCUUAACCGCAUUUCAGCAUUCUCCCAAAGGAAGAAAA
Messenger RNA from Euleptes europaea (tarantolino), 1173 nucleotides. RefSeq names its product platelet derived growth factor subunit B (gene PDGFB). Gene Ontology annotation, cellular component: membrane. The transcript has 7 exons. Bases 178 to 936 code for a protein of 252 amino acids. Gene Ontology annotation, molecular function: platelet-derived growth factor receptor binding; growth factor activity. NCBI's taxonomy places the organism in Eukaryota, Metazoa, Chordata, Lepidosauria, Squamata, Sphaerodactylidae. Gene Ontology annotation, biological process: platelet-derived growth factor receptor signaling pathway; positive regulation of protein autophosphorylation; positive regulation of cell migration. The record is from RefSeq and is a predicted model, not a curated record.